This is a messenger RNA of Suillus paluster, 1359 nucleotides long. RefSeq lists its product as uncharacterized. The transcript is spliced from 5 exons. Gene Ontology annotation, molecular function: DNA-binding transcription factor activity; RNA polymerase II cis-regulatory region sequence-specific DNA binding. The record is from RefSeq and is a predicted model, not a curated record. NCBI's taxonomy places the organism in Eukaryota, Fungi, Basidiomycota, Agaricomycetes, Boletales, Suillaceae. Gene Ontology annotation, biological process: regulation of transcription by RNA polymerase II. The annotation marks the transcript as partial.
AGCACUGAGCCACUCAUCCCGAAAUCUACAAGGGAACCAAAAAUUACCUUACAAGGUAAAAAAACGAAAAGUGUUGAGAGGCAAUCAAGGCCUCUCCCAACUCUUUUGCCUUCCCCGCUAACCGAGUGGCUCGUCCCUUAUGCUCAGACCAUCGCACACGAUUGCUUCGCGCUUUUUGCCUUUAAAGGCAGAAAUGCGCGCCGCAGAAAGCAAUCGUACUCGAUGUCCAUAGCACGCUAGGUGCUUUAAAAGAAGUCCACAAAAUGUGUGGAUUUGCCACAACACACACGCUAUUUGUCUACUCCAGGGAUUUAAUCCAAUCUCGCAGAUCUUCCAUAAACGCUUCUCUUCUCUCAAACCCUAUCACAAGAUGCCUGCUGCAAACCGUGUUCAUACACCUGUUGAUUGCCCUGUGUGCCACAAGACUGUGAGCCGCAAGGCAGAUCUUCCCAGACACAUGCGCACACACGAUGAAAACAAGGAGGCUCUUAUGCACGCAUGCCCCUUCCCUGACUGCGAUUACAAGACCCUCCAAAAGUCCAACGUGCAGACGCACAUCAGGACCCACACACGCGAAUGCUCCAAGAGAUGCCCUCACCCUGGGUGUGCGUUUGCCACUACCGAUCCGGGUACCUUGACGCGUCACCGCAAGCAAUCACACGGCUACGAGCCCAAAGUCCGUCGCAAUCACGGUGGUAGAGCUGCUCGCCAGUCCGCCACCGCUCCUUACCCCUCCCGUCGACCUAUAAGGGCAGAGGCCUCAUCAGCUGCGCACCCUCACCCGCUGAGAGUAGCGACUCCAGUCUCCCCCAACUCUCGUGCGACGUCGCCGAAUUCUCCUGGGAGCAACUCUUCCCCGAUCUCUCAGCGGACAGCUUCUCCUCCGUUUAUAAUCAGCCCUCUCAGCUCCCGGUCCCCAUCCCCACCUCCAACCACUUCCAGCCACCGACGGUCCCCGUCGAUCUCUCCACUUUCCACAUGCCGCAGUAUGAGUCGGAGCUGUUCCCCGAUUCUCCGAUGCCAACUUUUCGUACCAGCCCGUCUCCGGAAACGAUCUGAACUAUUCCCAACCAGACGUACUCGAGGAGUUUUUGCAGAACAAUGGCUCGGGCUACUUUGACAACUGCAGGUACCAGUACAACACCACGUACCCGAUGAACCAGCCCGCGUCGACGAGCGGAUACAAUGUCUAUUGACAUCUUCACUUGAUAUCCUUCUUUUCGUUGUCACAUACUUUGUUCAUUGCAUCAUCAUUAGCAUAAGCAUUACCUCUUCACUGGAACACGACAUUAUCAUUAUUCUUCAUUUAUAUCGCAUCACUUGCAUCUUCAUACGCACCUUUAGCAUUGCGAUCUUCAC